AUGGACGAUUAUCGUCGUUAUCGUCAACGUCAAGACAAUUCUGCUGCGAGAGAAGACCUCUUUUCUGGCGCUACUACUAAACAACAAGGUGGAUAUCAAUAUCCACCACCUGGAGGACAAUAUCCACCACCUGGCGGACAAUAUCCACCACCACCUGGUGGUUUUGGUAGUUAUGGUGGUUACGAUCCUUAUGGGCAACAGCAAGAAACUGAAGAAGACGUUGAAGAGAUUAAGUCUCAAAUUCGAGCUACCAAAAUAGACUCUGUAGCUUCUACUCAACGAUCGUUGCAGAUGAUCAAUGACGCAGAAAAUUCAGCACAAAGUACCUUGAAUAAACUUGGAGAGCAAACUCAACGAAUAAAUUACACGGAACGCCAAAUGGAUCUUGCUGAAGCACACGCUGACCGUGCAGCAGAACAAGCUGCUAAAUUGAAAAAA
Dentiscutata erythropus is the source of this 438-nucleotide messenger RNA. The record is from the annotation of a GenBank genome assembly. NCBI's taxonomy places the organism in Eukaryota, Fungi, Glomeromycota, Glomeromycetes, Diversisporales, Gigasporaceae.